Molecule: messenger RNA, 1203 nt
Organism: Thalassophryne amazonica
Lineage: Eukaryota; Metazoa; Chordata; Actinopteri; Batrachoidiformes; Batrachoididae
Exons: 9
Coding region: 230-1153 (307 amino acids)
Source: RefSeq, a predicted model, not a curated record
CACUUAACUUUUGAUCACUUUCGUUUUCGCUUCAUUUUCGAGCUGAGUAAUGUUCUCCAAUCCCGCUGGAAAAUUCCACAUUAAUACCUAAAAUAUACAAUUUGCCUCUGAGAAUCUGUAAUAGUUUGGCUUCCAUCAUCUUUGAUUUGAAAGUUUAACGUAUCAUUUUUCUGACUUUUUACCGUCUGAUAAAAGCAAUAAAUCUACACUUGUCUUUUGUGCAGGCGAAAUGUCAGUCUUACUGAAGGAAAUAGAGAAAUUUGAUAGAAGCGCUCCUUCUGUCUUUCAAGAGGUGGGGCUGCAGAUGGACGAUGAAAUCCAAACGCUGACCCGAGACGACCUCCAGGAUCUGUUUCCCGGAAGAAAAAAUUUUAAAUUAAGAAAGAACAUCUUUGACAUCAUUUACAAACAGAGGUCAGAUGACGUCCUCCUUAGAGAACCGAAAGACUGUUUGUCGUGGGAGUCCUUCCAAGCCACUUUGAGGGCGAACAGCGUUCUGACUGAAUACCUCAACACGUUGAAGGAGUUAAAGACCCAAGUGAAUAAUGUCCAGAUGGUCAUUGAAGCUCCUGUGGAUCAACUGGAAGAACUCAACAAAUAUCAACACCAGAAAGCCAAAAGAGGCAAAAUGUCAGUCUUACUGAAGGAAAUAGAGAAAUUUGAUAGAAGCGCUCCUUCUGUCUUUCAAGAGGUGGGGCUGCAGACGGACGAUGAAAUCCAAACGCUGACCCGAGACGACCUCCAGGAUCUGUUUCCCGAAAGAAAAAAUUUUAAACUAAGAAAGAACAUCUUUGAUAUAAUUUACAAACAGAGGUCAGAUGACGUCCUCCUUAGAGAGCUGAAAGAGUGUUUCUCAUUUGAGUCUUGCCGAGCCACUUUGAGGGCGAACAGCGUUCUGACUGAAUACCUCAACACGUUGAAGGAGUUAAAGACCCAAGUGAAUAAUGUCCAGAUGGUCAUUGAACGUCAUGUGGAUCAACUGGAAGAACUCAACAAAAAUCAACACCAGAAAGCCAAAAGAGGUCAAUGGUUUCCCAAAAUCUUUUCUUCAUUUGGAUCCAAAACUCCACAAACUGAUCACCAUAAACCAGCAGCAGGUUGUAAAUCUUACUGUAGUUGUCAGUUGUGUCAUUGUGAUACUCGUCCACUGUGAUACUGUAAAUUAAUUCACUGCAGAACAACAUGGCUCAUUGUGUUUGUGAC